CGGGCUGGCGGUCUUCGACAUCAACUCCCCUUUAGUUACUUACCCCUUCCCGUCCGCCGUCUCAAUCGUCAUGGAGCUCUUCUCCGCUCCAUAACCGUGCCACACUCUCAUGCGACGUUUGAAACCUUCGAGUUUGUUUUGCGACACCCUGCUCUAGGCCCGAGGUUCCACGCGCGCACGUUCUUGCUGUACCCUUCCAUUCUUUCCCGUUCGUGCGAGCCUCCCGCGACUCCUUCGACCAGCGAUCCACUCCAUCCAUACAUGGCUUCCGCCCUGAACAAGCGCCAGCAGGCGCGCAACGAGCGAGCACUGCAGGAGUUGAUCACCACGGUUCCUGGCAAUGCCGUUUGCGCCGACUGCACAACACGCAACCCUUCAUGGGCAAGCUGGAGCGUCGGUGUCUUUUUGUGCAUGCGCUGCGCUACCCUCCAUCGCAAGCUGGGCACCCACAUCUCCAAAGUCAAGUCGCUGAGCAUGGACAAAUGGGACAACAACCAAGUAGAUAACAUGAGGCGCAUAGGAAAUGUCGAGUCGAAUAAAGCAUAUAAUCCCCGCAAUGUAAAACCGCAGAUUCCAAUCGAUGCCGACGAGGCAGACAGUGCCAUGGAAAGAUAUAUACGGCAAAAGUACGAACAGCGUGUCUUUAUGGCCGACUCUCGUCCCGGCACGCGAUCAAAUACCGGAAGCUCGAGCUCUGUCGAAGACCGCCCACCUCCUUUGCCCCCAAAGCCCACCAAAAGAUUUGGGUUCGGUCUACAAAAAACUUCAAACGCGGCUAGCAAUGUAACACCACCUCUGUCUCCCGGUCUCGGCGGGUUCAAUGGCCAGGAAGGCUCCCCGCCCAUGCUCAAUAAACCAUCUAGGAUUUUCGGAUCCAAUGUGAAUACAUCGGGAGAUGGGCUAGAAUCUAAGCUUGCUACGCUGAGGGAUAUGGGGUUUCCAGACGAGAAACGCAAUUCCACGGUGCUGAAAGGCCUGAAUGGUAACCUGGACCGAGCAGUAGAGACCUUGAUAAGAUUAGGGGAGAAUAACGGAAAGUCAAGAGGAAGCACACCCACCCCUCCAGUGAAACCCGACCUUGGUGGACUUUCGUUUGAUCGGACGAAUACUGCACCUGCAGCUCUCUCUUCGACGAACCCUUUCGAUGCUCUAGAUGCCGUGGCACCUGCACCUGCCCUACAACAACAAGCUUCAGUUCCAUCAUUGCAGACUCAACAAGUCCCAUAUGGGGGCUCUAUAACUCAACCCACAUCGCCAUCCAAUUCAUACAAUCCGUUUCUUCCGCAAGUACAGGGUGUACAGUACCAGCAACAGACCUUUGCAUCCCAACAACCUAAUUCAAUACAAAGCCACAAUCCUUUUGGGCCACAGCAAGGCUUGGAACAAUCUUUCCAGGGAUUACAGCUUUCCACUCAGCAGCCUCAACAAGAGCUUUUUCCUAAUAGAACUGGAGGUUAUGGCCAGGUAUCCGCUCCUUUCGCGCAGUCUAAUCCAUUCACCCAAUCUUUCACGCCCCCGCCUAUGCCGCAAAUGUCUCAACAGUACAGUUCGUUUUACCAAAGCCAACCGCCGACCCAGCAACCGUUUCAGUCGCCCUCAUCUCCUACAAGUCCUGGAAACCCUUUCUUGAAAUCAGCGCGCAGCCAAAUGUUCUCGCCUCUGAACCCGAUGAACUCGAAUCCAUUCGGAGUUUCCGGCCAGCAGCAGCAGCAACAACAGCAGACACCCAAUCCUUUCAUGACACAACAACAUCAGCAAACCCAGAGCGCACCUGUUCAAGGUCCUAACCCUUUCGGGCAGCAGCAGCAGCAGCAGCAACCUACGUAUCAGAAUUUUCAGCAGCAAUCCAACCCUCAACCGACGCAGGGAGCGUACCAAAAGAAUUCGAUUCUAGCACUAUACAAUUAUCCUCAAUUAGCCCCACAACGACCUGAACAAGCACAAAGCCCCACCGCGCAAGCUCAAGCACAGACGCCCAAUGCAAUGCCAACAGCGACGGGUGCCAACUCAGGGCAAAACAAUAACCCUUUUGCCGCAGCUCAGGGCGCUCCGGCACCACCACAACAACAAGCCAUGUCUGCAGUGCCCACUCAGGUGCAGGGUGCCAGGCAUGCUAGCAACGAGAGCGUGGAUUUCACGGGUUUGAUGGGUGGACGGCAUUCGCCCGAUGCAUUUUCCGGGUUAAGCUCCAGCUUCCGACGUUGA
Messenger RNA from Periconia digitata, 2205 nucleotides. The record is from the annotation of a GenBank genome assembly. NCBI's taxonomy places the organism in Eukaryota, Fungi, Ascomycota, Dothideomycetes, Pleosporales, Periconiaceae.